GUACAAUGGUGUCAAAUAUCCCUGCCAUGUCUCGAGAGUAUCGGCUUGCAAAGAAUGAAGGGAUCCAAUCGCUCACAUUGCGUGAAGCGCCGGUCCCUACCCCCGGCGACAAGGAAGUCCUAGUCAAAAUCCACGCCGUCUCGCUGAACUACAGAGACCUCCUAGUAGCCAACAACGCGCACCCCUUCCACAACAAACCGAACCUCGUCCCCGCCGCGGACGCCUCCGGCACGGUCGUCGCGCUCGGGCCCGCCGUUACACGGUGGCGCGUCGGCGACCGCAUCUCGUCCAACCUCGCGCCGGACCACAUCCACGGCGACGCCGGGCCCGGCGGGCUCGGGCCCGUCCUGGGCGGCAGCGUCGACGGCGUGCUCACUGAGUACCGCGUCUUCGCCGAGCACAGCCUGGUGAGGAUCCCCGCGAACCUGACGCACGCGGAGGCGGCGACCCUACCGUGCGCGGGCGUGACCGCGUACAACGCGCUGCUCGGCCCGCGCCCCGUCAGGGCGGGAGACACCGUGCUCGUCCUUGGCACGGGCGGCGUGUCGGUCUUCGCGCUGCAGAUUGCGCGCGCAAGCGGGGCGGCGGUGAUCGUGACGAGCGGCAGCGACGAGAAGCUCGCACGGGCGACGCAGCUCGGCGCGACGCAUGUUAUUAAUUACAAGAAGACGCCGGAUUGGGAGGAGGAGGUGCUGCGUCUCACGAAUGGGAGGGGGGUAGACCAUGUCAUCGAGGUCGGCGGCCCCGGCACCUUCGACAAGUCCAUCGCCGCCGUGCGCAUGCAGGGCAACAUCCACGUGAUCGGCUUCCUCGCAGGGGCAGCCGACGUCCCCAACCUACCGAUGAAAAUCCUGCAGAAGGGUAUCAACGUGCGCGGCAUCCUCGUCGGGCCGCGUUCCUCGUUCGAGGAGCUGGUACGGCUCGUCGAGGCCAACGACGUCAAGCCCGCGGUGGACAGGGCGUUUCCGUUCGAGCAGGCCAGGGAGGCGUACGCGCACUUGCAGGCGCAGAGGCACGUCGGCAAGGUGGUCAUCCAGGUUGCGGAGGAUUGA
Messenger RNA from Gloeophyllum trabeum ATCC 11539, 1052 nucleotides. Its product is annotated as NAD P-binding protein. The record is from RefSeq and is a predicted model, not a curated record. The coding region runs from base 6 to 1052 and encodes 348 amino acids. Lineage: Eukaryota; Fungi; Basidiomycota; Agaricomycetes; Gloeophyllales; Gloeophyllaceae. Gene Ontology annotation, molecular function: oxidoreductase activity. The transcript is spliced from 9 exons.